Molecule: messenger RNA, 1347 nt
Organism: Dendronephthya gigantea
Lineage: Eukaryota; Metazoa; Cnidaria; Anthozoa; Malacalcyonacea; Nephtheidae
Exons: 6
Coding region: 153-881 (242 amino acids)
Source: RefSeq, a predicted model, not a curated record
CAAUGACAACAACAAACAACAAUAAAGUAAUCAGUUGUAGAACUUCGCAUAUUCUGGUUGCUACGAAAUGUAAAAUCGAUUUUGAUCCCAGCGUAAAUAUGGAAACAAAUUUUUCCAACCCAAAUGCAAGCUGUUAUUGCUUUUAAAGUCAAAUGGGCUCGGCUGUAUCGAAUAACGCGGGUAGUGGCAAGAAUAGCGAUCAUGACAAAAUACUUGCAGCACAUUCGCCUGCUUUACUGGAUUUAGGUCAUGGAACAGUCAGGCAUCGUGAUAUUACAAGGGAGCAAAGUAAUUUAGAUGUACCCACUAAAAAAACAAAAACUGGUUAUUUUUAUCAUCCUAAGCUUGAUGACUAUAGUGAAGAUGCUGUGGUAAACCCUGAAGACGCAUUCAAAUUCUAUUACGUAUUCAAGGGCCCCAAGAAGGACCAGUCUAAGAAAUUAUAUUAUGUCUAUGGCACGAAUUUUAAUAGCAAGGAUACUGGAAUUAAGCACGAGUCGUACAAACCUCAAGGAAAAGGAUAUAGCUGGCCAGAAUCAUUUAGAAAAGCAAACAAUCUCUAUUAUGAGCUAAUAUUUUUAGAACAAGAUCCUGUAAGCCCUCAGUAUGCAGAUUCGAUUAGUUUGGACUCGGACCUAACAUUUGACAGCGGAAACACUGGCUCAACCCAGUCCAAAGAAAUGAUUCGAAUGGUUUUACAAAGCUACGACAAUGCUGAGGAAAUCAAGAGAAAAUUAGCAGUUAGACUUCUUGUGCCUGUUAUAAACAUUCAUAUCAUCUUCAACAAAACUGAGCUCAGAAAUGAAGAUAUAAUUGGAGAUCUGAGAUCACCAGAAGAAGGAGAAUGGACGCAGUUUUCUAUUUUGCUACGACUGAGCUAGAUUUCUUAAAAAAUAAGGCUCUCGGUGGAUUUACGGCUAGAGCCAGACUUACAUUGUAAUCGCGAUUAAUAAUUCGACGAGCCAUGCAAGCUCAAAUAUUAGGUUAUUUGCCUGCCAUAGACAUUGAUGCAAAUAAGAUAUUUGUGAGAUUUAGACCUCCGCACACCUGACGACAUUACGCAUAUAUUUUAUCUAUGGUGACUCUUUUAGUAAAAAAAUUAGCACCGGCGCUCAGGGUCACUUGCACCCCUAUGAUCCCCUCAUAUAAUACAGGGACGUCACAGGUGGGCGUGGUACUGUUAAUUGCCCUUAAAAUUUGUAGCAGUAAAGUAGGUAACACAGACAGAUAUAACUGUCUUUUCAUUUUUUAAAAAUAAAUAGGAAAUAAGGUUAAACAGAAAGAUGAAACUGAAACUGCAAGCAGAGGCGACUUGUAUUACGUUGUUUAUUAAACAAGACGAAAUUA